Molecule: messenger RNA, 597 nt
Organism: Leptopilina boulardi
Lineage: Eukaryota; Metazoa; Arthropoda; Insecta; Hymenoptera; Figitidae
Gene: mRpS18C
Product: 28S ribosomal protein S18c, mitochondrial
Exons: 4
Coding region: 74-529 (151 amino acids)
Biological process (GO): mitochondrial translation
Cellular component (GO): mitochondrial small ribosomal subunit; ribosome
Molecular function (GO): structural constituent of ribosome; small ribosomal subunit rRNA binding
Source: RefSeq, a predicted model, not a curated record
UUACAUUUUCCGCUUCCGGCUCCAGACAACGUUUUUCUUAUACAUUUUGUUUAUCUAUUAAACACAAAUAAAAAUGUCAUUAUUACCAAAAAUAAGAACAAUUAUCAAUAAUGUAAUAUGUUCAUCAAAUAUUCCCCUUGGCAUACGAGGAACUAUUUACGGAUCGGUUCGUGGUUUCUCCAAAGACAAUGAAAUUGAUAUUACAAAUCCACAAACAGAAGACUUUCCUAUUGAACUCGACAAAAAUCCAUAUGAAAAACCAAAAAUACAAUGCAUUUUAUGUAAACAUAACAUAAAUCCAGAUUAUAAAAAUGUUCGACUAUUGUCACAAUUUCAAAGUAGUUACACUGGGAGAAUUUAUGGACGUCAUAUAACUGGUUUAUGUGCAAGAAAACAAAAAUUGGUAGAAAGUGAAAUUACAAAAGCUCAAAAUGCUGGUCUAAUGCCAUAUAUGACAAAAAUAAUAGAUUUCGUUAACGAUCCACAAUUAUUCAAUCCUGAUCAUCCCUCUAGACCUCAUUCUUAUUAAACAAAAAUUUUUGUUAGAAGUAAUUAGGUUUACUGUAAAGAAUAAAAAAUUUGAUAUUACAAAAUUAA